Molecule: messenger RNA, 882 nt
Organism: Psilocybe cubensis
Lineage: Eukaryota; Fungi; Basidiomycota; Agaricomycetes; Agaricales; Agrocybaceae
Exons: 6
Coding region: 1-882 (293 amino acids)
Source: RefSeq, a predicted model, not a curated record
AUGGGCAAGCUCACACCUGCCGAUUUUAUCAGGGAUCAGUGGUCCACAGUUGCCCCUGUCGUAAAGGUCGAUUUGACUGGGAAGACAAUCAUUGUCACCGGUGCAAACUCAGGAAUAGGUCUAGAAACAGCGAAACAUUUUGCGCGUAUGAGCCCCGGAAGGCUCAUCAUAACUUGUAGGAAUAAAGAAAAGGGAGAAGAAGCAGUAAAACAAAUCAUCCAAGCGACUGGCUAUGCGAGCGUUGAAGCAUGGAUUCUUGACUUAGUUGACUUCCGUUCUGUGAAAUCAUUUGCAGAGCGCUACGAACAGGAAGGCGGCCGUUUGGAUAUCAUCAUACAAAACGCCGCAGUGGCAUACCCUGGUCAAGCUCAGUACACGGAAGAUGGAUGGGAGCUAUCCACAAAAGUCAACAACCUCUCAACCUCCCUGUUGACUCUUUUGUUAAUUCCCCGAAUGCUUGACACGGCAAAGAAAUACAACACCACGCCGAGAAUAGUGAUCGCUGCAAGUGAAACUCAUUUUUGGGUGCAAAUGGACAAGGACGUUGUCAACUCGCCCAACUUUUUCAGAACCUACGCACACCAAGAAUUUUCUACUCCCGCCCACGAGAGAUAUUAUGGUACAAAGCCAAGAACGUCGGAGCAGGGCAGCCGACAGUUCGUCUGGGCAGCAAUCGGUGGGGAGGAGAGAAAAGAUGAGCUUCGUGGAGCCUAUAUCUCUCUGGCCCAAGUGACGGAGCCCAGUGAUUAUAUUCUCAGCGAGGAAGGAAAAUUUGCCCAAGAUAAGAUUUGGGAGGACCUUAUUGCUGAAUUGACGAAAAUAGAGCCGAGAAUUCGGAAUAUUGUGCAGGAGUGCCUUACACCUCCUGCGCCCGCGGUAUAA